AGCCAAACAUGCUGUUUGUUGAAGGAAUAACACUCUUGAUGUCAUCACCAAAAAAAUCCCAAACGCCAACGCGGUUUCUUGUUCAAAGUCUCCCCUCCCUCCCUCGAACGACUCCUCUUCUUUCUUCCUCUGUUCAUAUAUUUAACAUUUUUUUCUCCAUUGAUUUUCAAUUCUUCAUUCUCCAACAAACAAUCCCUGUAGGUGUUUAUUGUGUAAAUAAUUGCUGAACAGAGGAAUUGAAUUGAAGCCCAAGGGGGAUGGGUUGUUGCAGCAGCAAGACCGCCGAUUCUAAAUCGAGUCGGGUGACACGGUGGCGGUCCACUGGAAUCGUUGCUCUGCGUGACUGCAAGUUGAAGACGUUUCCGGAUGAAGUUAUCGACCUUGAAAAAUCUGUGCGCACCCUCGAUUUAACGCACAACAGAUUGGCUGAUAUUCCCAUGGAGAUAAGCAAAUUGAUUAACAUGCAACGGUUGAUUUUAGCUGAUAAUGUUAUUGAGCGUCUUCCAAUGAACCUGGGGAAGCUUCAAUCUUUAAAAGUUAUGACACUUGAUGGAAAUCGAGUAACCACGUUGCCUGAUGAAUUGGGCCAGCUGGUGAAAUUAGAACAGCUAUCCAUAUCUGGAAAUCUGCUAUUGAAUUUGCCUGAAACCCUCGGGAGCUUGCGCAAUUUGGUGCUGUUAAACGUUUCAAACAACAAGCUAAACUUUCUUCCAGAGUCCAUUGGUAGUUGCUUUUCUCUGGAAGAAAUUCAAGCAAAUGAAAAUUCCAUUGAAGAGCUUCCUGCUUCGGUUUGCAAUCUCGUUCAUCUGAAGUCACUGUCCAUGAACAAUAAUAAUGUGAAGCAGAUACCUCCAAAUUUGUUGAAAGAAUGCAGAAGUCUGCAGAAUAUAUCACUCCAUGGCAAUCCCAUUGUUAUGGAUCAAUUUCAACAGAUGGAAGGAUUUCAAGAUUUUGAAGCCCGGAGGAAAAAGAAGUUUGACAAGCAGAUAGAUUCUAAUGUGAUGAUAAGUUCAAAAGGCCUUGAUGAGGGUGUUGAUCUAUGAAAUUCUUGCAGUGACAAUCUUAAGACAGACCAAUGAAUGUAUAUAUCUUCCCCCUAUUGGCAGCAUGCUACAUGACACAUGUGCGUGUCAUUGAGAAGAAAAAAGGUUCUAUUCCACACAUAUAUGAACAUGCAAUUUGAUACGAGCUAACUUGCAUGUGUUGAGCAGGAACCUUUUCUCCCUCAAUGGUCUGUCCCUAACAAGUUUCCGAGCUAAUUUGAUUUCAGAAAGUUUCAAAAAACAUCAUCAAAUGCCUGGAUCAAAGAUCACAUUACAUUCACUGUUUGCUGUUUCUUUUAUUGUUUCUUCAGUAUCGCUUCAUUCCUAUACGCGAUUUGAGUUUGUAUCUUGCAGAAGUUGAAUUUCUCAGCGAUGUGGAGUGGUGGAGCAUUUGAACAAGGUCGUGGUACCAAAAAUUAUCAAAUACGUUUUAAAGAUUUACAGAGCUGUAGAUGUUGUCCCUUCUGCUCUGUGGUUGGCAUUUGGUCUUGUAAAAUGCUGUGUACAGAAGCUAUACGUAUAUGCCAACUUCCAAUAACAUAUUUUAGUAAAUUCUUCUCAUGGAAUGUCUAUUGGAUCAAUAUUUCCUUGUAAAAUGCAGAUUCAUUUAAUAAGAAACUGUUUUGAGCGGAUUUA
Messenger RNA from Olea europaea var. sylvestris, 1679 nucleotides. RefSeq names its product plant intracellular Ras-group-related LRR protein 7-like. The coding region runs from base 258 to 1043 and encodes 261 amino acids. The transcript is spliced from 10 exons. Lineage: Eukaryota; Viridiplantae; Streptophyta; Magnoliopsida; Lamiales; Oleaceae. Gene Ontology annotation, molecular function: protein binding. The record is from RefSeq and is a predicted model, not a curated record.